This is a messenger RNA of Ustilago hordei, 234 nucleotides long. RefSeq lists its product as uncharacterized. Lineage: Eukaryota; Fungi; Basidiomycota; Ustilaginomycetes; Ustilaginales; Ustilaginaceae. The record is from RefSeq and is a predicted model, not a curated record. The coding region runs from base 1 to 234 and encodes 77 amino acids. The transcript has a single exon.
AUGCGCAAAAAGGGCCUGGAUAUUUACAAGCAAGACAUCAAAGGUGCAGGCGGACGCAAGAUGCGCUACGAUCUUGAUCUCAACGCCUACAAGGACCGUAAACUAGUUGCACAGCCAAAAUCUGGAGGAAAAGCGAUUCAUUACUCAACUCUGAUUAGACAGGGCGAGAAAAAGAGAGUAGAUAUCGAUGCGGAGCGGCUAAUGUGCAAGACUCGGAAGGUAUUUUGGGCAUAA